GGGAGGAGGAGGGGGAGGCGCUUUGUUCCUCCCGGUACCGGGGAUCGCCGCCGGCUCCCCCUCCCCGCCCCCGCCGCCAUCCGCCCGUGGAUGGCGGGGCCGGGAUCGCCCCCUCCGCCGCUCGGAGCGCUCGGUGCGGCGGGAACCCCCCCCUCGGGACCCCGCGGUGUCCCCAGCGCCGCCCCGGUGCCAUGGCCGCUGUCACCGUGCUGCUGGCGCUCGUCACCGCCGCCACCCGCGCCGCUGGCAGCCCGGGGGCAUCGUGGAGUGCUGUGCCCAGGAGGACCGUGCCCUACGAGGAGCUGCAGGACACUGCCCAAGCGCUUCUCCCAGGGCGGGGUGUCUCACUACCUGACGCUGACGCUGGACGAGGCCGAGGCGCUGCUCUACGUGGGUGCCCGCGAGGCCGUGUUCGCCCUGGCCACGGGCACCGUGGAGCUCAAGGCGGCGAUCUCCUGGGAGGCGCCCGUGGAGAAGAAGGCGGAGUGCGUGCAGAAGGGCAAGAACAACCAGACCGACUGCUUCAACUACGUGCGCUUCCUGCAGAGCUACAACAGCUCCCACCUGUACGCCUGCGGCACCUACGCCUUCCAGCCCAAGUGCACCUACAUCGAGCUCUCCGGCUUCACCCUGGACCCGGUGGCAUUCGAGGACGGCAAAGGCAAAUGUCCCUACGACCCCACCAAGGGCCACACCGGCCUCAUCGUGGACGGGGAGCUCUACUCUGCCACCUUCAACAACUUCCUGGGCACGGAGCCCGUCAUCCUGCGCAACCUGGGCCCGCACUACUCCAUGAAGACAGAGUACCUGACCUCGUGGCUCAACGAGCCCCACUUCGUGGCGUCGGCCUUCGUGCCCGAGAGCGCGGGCAGCGGCGACGACGACAAGGUUUACUUCUUCUUCAGCGAGCGCGCCGUCGAGUACGACUGCUACGCCGAGCAGGUGGUGGCACGGGUGGCACGGGUCUGCAAGGGUGACGUGGGCGGCGCGCGCACGCUGCAGAAGAAGUGGACGUCGUUCCUGAAGGCGCGCCUGGUGUGCUCGGCGCCCGAGCAGCAGCUGCACUUCAACCGCCUGCAGGCCGUGUUCACGCUGCCCGGCGCCCGCUGGCAGGACACCGCCUUCUUCGGCGUCUUCCAGGCCCGCUGGGGUGACGUGGACGUGUCUGCCAUCUGCCGCUACCCCAUCCUGGAGGUGAAGAAGGCCUUCGAGGGGCCCUACAAGGAGUACCGGGAGCAGGCGCAGAAGUGGGGGCGCUACUCGGGCGUGGUGCCCACGCCCCGGCCCGGCGCGUGCAUCACGGACUGGCACCGGCAGAACGGCUUUGCCAGCUCGCUGGAGCUGCCCGACAACACGCUCAACUUCGCCAAGAAGCACCCGCUGAUGGACGAGCCGGUGCCACCGCAGCGCGGGCGCCCGCUGCUGCUCAAGAGGGAUGCCAACUUCACCCAGCUGGUGGUGGACCGCGUGGCAGGGCUGGACGGGGCCACCUACGAGGUGCUCUUCAUUGGCACAGGUGACGGCUGGGUGCACAAGGCGCUGGAUUUGGGCACCCGCAUCCACCUGGUGGAGGAGCUGCAGGUGUUCGAGCCGGCUCAGCCCGUGGAGAGCCUGGUGCUGGCGGGCACCAAGAAGCUGCUGUUCGCCGGGUCCCGCUUGCAGGUGGCACAGCUGCCCCUGGCAGAGUGCGGGCGCUACCAGUCCUGCACCGACUGCGUGCUGGCACGGGACCCCUACUGCGCCUGGAGCCGCAACGGCAGCGCCUGCGUGCGCACCGACGGGCACAACGGCUCCCACCUGGUGCAGGACGUGCUGAGCUCCGACACCGGUGCCUGCUCCGUGCCACAGGUGGCCAAGCAAGGCCCCCUGACCCCCAAGAACGUGACGGUGGUGGCGGGCACCGACCUGGUGCUGACGUGCCGCCUGGCCUCCAACCUGGCGCGCGCCCUCUGGACCUUCGAGGGCCGGGCGCUGGCGGCGCAGCAGGUGCUGGUGCUGGGCGAGGCGCGGCUGCGGGCGCUGGUGGUGCCCGGCGCGGGCGCCCAGCACAGCGGCACCUACCGCUGCCUGGCCGAGGAGCAGGGCGCCCGCCUGCCCGCCCAGGAGUACCGGGUGGCCGUGCUGGCCGGCCCGGGGGCGCCGCUGGAAACGCGGGCGCCGCUGGAGAGCCUGGGCGUGGUGUGGGUGCUGGCCGUGUGCCUGGGCGCCCUGUGCCUGCUGCUGCUGCUGGCCGUGCUGUCGCUGUGGCGCCGGCUGCGCCACGAGCUGGGCAAGGGCGCCAAGGCCAUCGAGAGCACGCUGGUGUACCCCAUCGAGCUGCCCAAGGAGCCGCCCAGCCCGCGCUUCGUGCCCAGCGCCGCCUCCGACUCGGACGAGAAGCUCUGGGACCCCUCCAGUUACUACUGCUCGGACGGCUCGCUGAAGAUCGUGCCGGGCCACGCCAGCACGGCGGGCACCGCCUGCUGCCGCAACGGCGGCGCCGCCUCGCCGCCCGCCGCCGUGCCCGGGCAGCCGCUGCACUCGCCCACCCGCAUCCACCUGGGCCCGCUGCGCGGCUCGGCCUCCAACGGCUACAUCCGCCUGGCGCUGGGCACCGAGCAGCGCCCCGCCUGCGCCGACCUGGCCGAGGAGCUGCGGCGCAAGCUGCAGCAGCGCCAGCCCCUGCCCGACUCCAACCCCGAGGAGUCGUCGGUGUGAGCCGUGCCCGCCCCCGCCCCGCCAGCCGGCGCGGCACCGCGGGGCAGCGCGGCACAGCUGGCACCAGGAUCCGGCUGGGGACGGGCGGCUGGCAUCAAAACCUGGCUGGGGAUGGACACCUGGCAUUGGAACCCAG
Messenger RNA from Passer domesticus (house sparrow), 2833 nucleotides. RefSeq names its product semaphorin 4C (gene SEMA4C). Bases 91 to 2697 code for a protein of 868 amino acids. Gene Ontology annotation, cellular component: plasma membrane; synaptic vesicle membrane. Lineage: Eukaryota; Metazoa; Chordata; Aves; Passeriformes; Passeridae. Gene Ontology annotation, biological process: positive regulation of cell migration; negative chemotaxis; semaphorin-plexin signaling pathway. The record is from RefSeq and is a predicted model, not a curated record. Gene Ontology annotation, molecular function: semaphorin receptor binding; chemorepellent activity. The transcript is spliced from 15 exons.